AUGCGUUAUUUGUCAGUGCCAGCUCUCAGGCAUUUCUUAAACGACUAUUACCGCGUGGGCUUCCCGGCCCUGGAUAAUCAGCUAGAAAUCAUGUGGAUAUCCACUGGCUGUGCUCAACAACUUGACUCAAAAUCCUUCGAAGAUCCAAGCUAUGACCGCAAGCAUAUGCUUGCUGAGAUCACAGGCGAGGGAGACCUUUUACCCCGAAAUCGUGUGAGGCUGCAUGACAUCUUGUGGUGGACAGAAACCGGACAAGAUAGUAAGGGGAAAAAAGUCACCAAGCAUAAUGCGUUCUACCUCUCUCUACUAGCAAAACUUGGGAGUGAUAGGGUGCUUCAUGACUGCUGGGCUCAAUUUGUGACAGGCCUCACGUCUGGCCGCCGUUUCAGUGGGGGUCACGGUAUCGCCUACAAAGUGGUGCUAGUACUAAUCCAAAGUGGGCGCUCCGAGACAGCAGCGAAGUUCCUCGAAGAUGUAUCUCAGGUUUCCGGUGACAACCUUCCGGGGAUUGCAAGGGUUUCAGCUCUUUGGGCUUUCCUUGACGAUCCUAUUGUGGGUGAUGCAUUGCCUGAUUUGGUUAGAGGAGAGGACUACCUUGAAUUGCUAGAGGUUUGCCUCGAGGGCAUGGACCGAAGGAUGGGUAUACAGUGGGACCCUGAAAGUCAAAGUCACUUCAGCACGUCCUCAGAACCCUCAGACACUAUAUGGGAGGCAUUUGACGAGCAAGCACUACCCAUUAUUGAUCGACAACGCAUUGCCUCCGGUCACAGCAGCCAACUAUAUGCAGAACUUCAAGUCAAUGGCUGUUCCAAGUCACCAGCUGCAUUGGGGAGAAUCGUGGAAUUGUUACAUGAUCACGACGGGCAGUCCCAGGAGAUUGUCACUCAUCUCGAUUACGACGAACUUCGACUUGAGGAAUUUCACGCCAAAUUCGAAUCUCUUGAACUUCGAUGGAUUCCAGAGUACUCACCGAUAGAAUUCUCCAACUCACGACUACCGGCGGUACAUGACUCGUUGGUACCGUGGACUCCAUCUACCCUCGGACUCAUUCGGGCUCGCUUGAUCGUCGACGGAGUGCCUCAGAUGGGGAUCAAUGCCUUACAUUUGAUGCAGCUCGGCUGCAUGGACAUGCGGUAUGGUCCGGAUCAGCCAUGGCAGCCAUCCGGAUACACCGUGGUUUGGGAUCGUCACUACAAUGAACUCCUGGCCCUGUAUGUCGGGAACGGGAACGGGGUCAUUGAUUGUGGUCCAGCGCCUUCAAACGGCCCCUUUGGGGCCUUGAUGCAUAUCAAGCUCCCAACCGAUCCCCACCGAACAUUGUAUUCUCCAUUUGGUACUUCCACACAGGCUCGAAAUUGCUAUGGGCCUUACUACCUGGAUGUAGAUCCAAGUCCAGACUUGGUGUAUUAG
This is a messenger RNA of Penicillium canescens, 1410 nucleotides long. RefSeq lists its product as uncharacterized. Lineage: Eukaryota; Fungi; Ascomycota; Eurotiomycetes; Eurotiales; Aspergillaceae. The coding region runs from base 1 to 1410 and encodes 469 amino acids. The transcript has a single exon. The record is from RefSeq and is a predicted model, not a curated record.